GGUUACAGAGCAAAAACGAACAACUCAGCUGAAGAAACGAUGAUGAUAAGGAGAUCGAUUGCUUUAAAUUUGAAAGCUUUGAGAUUGGUUCAGCCUCAUCUCUUGGAGACAGGUACUCUUAGAAAUGAUUUUUUCUGUAGCCUUUCUAAGUUAUUGUCUAGCUCCGAACGAGACUUUUCUGGUAUCAGCAAUGGGAAAGGCUGUUUUAAAGAGAGAUUGAGAAGUGUGAUUGUUGAUAUUAAGGAAGAUGAUGCUGUUGAUCUGUUUCAAGAAAUGGUUGGGUCUCGUCCUCUUCCUACUCUUGUUGACUUCAGUAGAUUGUUUAGUGCCGUUGCAAGAACAAAACAGUUCAAUCUCGUUUUAGAUUUAUGCAAGCAGAUGGAAAUGAAUGGGAUUGCACAUAACAUCUUCACUUUGAACAUUAUGAUCAAUUGCUUUUGCCGGUGUUGUAAAACUUGUUUUGCUUAUUCCGUUUUGGGGAAAGUUAUGAAGCUUGGGUAUCAGCCUGACACAACCACGUUUAACACUCUGAUCAAUGGACUCUGUCUCGAGGGUAAAGUGGCUGAAGCUGCGGGUUUAGUCGAUAGGAUGGUGGCAAACGGAUGUAUACCCGAUGUGGUUACUUAUAAUACAAUUGUAAAUAGAAUAUGUAAAUCAGGAGAUGCUUCUUUGGCCUUGGAUGUGCUCAGAGAGAUGGAAGAAAGAGAUGUUAAGGCUGAUGUAUUUACUUAUAGUACAAUCAUUGAUAGUCUUUGUAGAGAUGGUUCCAUGGAUGCUGCAAUUAACCUUCUCAAUGAAAUGGAAACGAAGGGUAUCAGAUCUAAUGUUGUUACGUAUAAUUCUCUUGUUGGAGGUCUUUGUAAAGCCGGUAAAUGGAACGAAGGUGCACAGAUGCUGAAUGAUAUGUUGAGUAGGAAAAUCACCCCUAAUGUCAUCACUUUCAAUGUAUUAAUUGAUUUUUUUGUCAAAGAAGGGAAGCUUCAGGAAGCUAACGAAUUGUACAAGGAGAUGAUCACAAGAGGCAUAUCUCCUAAUACUAUAACCUAUAACUCCUUGAUGGAUGGGUUUUGCAUGCAGAACCGCCUUAGCGAGGCCAACAAUAUGUUGGAUCUUAUGGUUCAGAAUAAUUGCAAUCCUGAUAUCGUGUCUUUUACAAGUCUCAUAAAAGGAUAUUGUAAGAUGAAAAGGGUCGACGAUGGUAUGAAACUCUUCCGCAAGAUUUCUAAGAGAGGCUUGGUCGCCAAUACAGUUACUUAUAGCAUUCUUGUCCAAGGGUUUUGUCAAUCUGGGAAACUAAAGAUCGCGGAGGAACUUUUCCAAGAAAUGGUUUCAUGCGGUGUUCGUCCUGAUGUUAUGACAUAUGGUAUUUUGCUUGAUGGCUUGUGUGACAAUGGGAAGCUUGAAAAGGCUUUGGAAAUUUUUGAGGAUUUGCAAAAGAGUAAGAUGGAUCUUGAUAUUGUUAUGUAUACAAUCAUCAUUGAGGGGAUGUGCAAGGGUGGAAAAGUGGAAGAUGCAUGGAAUUUAUUCUGUAGCCUACCUUGUAAAGGAGUGAAGCCUAAUGUUAUGACAUACACUGUGAUGAUUUCAGGAUUAUGUAAGAAAGGGUCUCUGUCUGAAGCAAACGUCUUGCUUACAAAAAUGGAGGAAGAUGGAAAUGCGCCAAAUGAUUGUACAUAUAACACACUAAUACGGGCACAUCUUCAAGUUGGUGACUUAACUGCAUCAGCUAAACUUAUUGAAGAAAUGAAGAGUUGUGGGUUCUCAGCAGAUGCUUCCACAAUUAAGAUGGUUACUGAUAUGUUAUCGAGUGGUGAAUUGGACAAAAGCUUUCUAGAUAUGCUUUCUUAGCGGUUUGGUGUUUUUUUUCAUUUGUCGCAGAGCAUUGAAAAGGUUUUUUCUUGCUUAGUUAACAACCAAAUAUUUUUGAAGGUUCAUAGAGCUGACGAGAUCUCCAGGAGUUAAGCAUUUGAGAGGAUCUCAAGCUUAGUAGCUGAACCUUUUUUAAAAGUUUAGAUAUGAUUUAUGGUUAGCUCUUCAACAUGAUUACUGCAUCUCAUAACUUCAACACCAGAGAAGCUCGUGGUAUGAAUUCGGCAAAACUGCACAGAGAUCUCGGGAAGCUAGGGAGAUCAAGGAUUCUAAAGAAGUAAGCAAAGGACUAUCUUUUGGAUAAAGGGAGGUUGAUAGAAUACUGGAUAAGUGAAGGAUUUAUAGAUGAAAAGGAAGGUGGAGAGAGGGCAGCAAACCAAGGUUAUGAGAUAAUUGGUACCCUUGUUCGCGCAUGUUUAUUGUUGUAACAUUGGACAGGAUAAAUCAUUUGGGAAAUUACAUGAUGUGGUUCGGGAGAUGGCCAUCUGGAUAGCCUCGGAUCUCAGAAAGCAUAAAGAGAAAUGUAAUAUACAGGGGACAGGCUGGUGUUGGGUUACGUGAAAUACCUAAAGUGAAUCACUGGAAGAAUCUGAGAAGAGGAUGUCAUUGAUGGUAAAUGAGAUUGAGAAGAUAUCUGCGAGCCUCGACUGUCCUGAACUUACUACUUCCCUCCUUGGGGAUAACCAUAAAUUAGUAGCUAUCUCAGGUGAGUUCUUUCGGUCUCUGCCUAGACUACUCGUUUUGGAUUUAUAAUGGAAUACCAGUCUCAUUGGAUUGCCAGAGCAAAUAUCAGGAUUGGUUUCUCUGUAAUAUCUUGACUUGUCAUGGAAUAAGAGUUGAAAAUGUUAACACUUGUGAAUUUGGUGUC
Messenger RNA from Capsella rubella, 2737 nucleotides. Its product is annotated as putative pentatricopeptide repeat-containing protein At1g12700, mitochondrial. Bases 40 to 1848 code for a protein of 602 amino acids. NCBI's taxonomy places the organism in Eukaryota, Viridiplantae, Streptophyta, Magnoliopsida, Brassicales, Brassicaceae. The record is from RefSeq and is a predicted model, not a curated record. Gene Ontology annotation, molecular function: protein binding. The transcript is spliced from 2 exons.